Messenger RNA from Cyclocybe aegerita, 1227 nucleotides. The record is from the annotation of a GenBank genome assembly. Lineage: Eukaryota; Fungi; Basidiomycota; Agaricomycetes; Agaricales; Hemipholiotaceae.
AUGGCCUCACUCGCUCGCUCUGCAUCCCAAGCCGUCCGCGCUGCAUCCCGUCGUGCACCCCAUGUAUUGGCCACCGUCAAGCCUGCCCAGACAGCCUCAUUCUCUGUCCUCGCACGAGCUUCAGCGGUCAAGGCUGCUCAACGUUCGACGCCCCAGGGAACUCGCGGAGUCAAGACCCUCGACUUUGCCGGCACAAAAGAGGUCGUCUAUGAGCGCAGCGACUGGCCCUUGGCCAAGCUCCAGGACUACUUCAAGAACGACACCCUCGCCCUCAUCGGCUAUGGUUCGCAAGGUCACGGCCAGGGUCUGAACGCCCGCGACAACGGUCUCAACGUCAUCGUCGGUGUCCGCAAAGGUGGCGAGUCCUGGAAGCAGGCCAUCGAGGACGGCUGGGUCCCCGGCGAAACCCUCUUCCCUAUCGAGGAGGCCAUCCAGAAGGGCACCAUUAUCAUGAACCUCCUUUCCGAUGCCGCUCAGUCGCAAACGUGGCCCACCAUUGCCCCUCUGAUCACCAAGGGCAAGACCCUCUACUUCUCCCAUGGUUUCUCGGUGGUGUUCAAGGAUGACACCCAUGUCGUCCCUCCUUCGGAUGUCGAUGUCAUCCUUGUUGCCCCCAAGGGCUCUGGUCGUACCGUCCGCACUCUCUUCAAGGAGGGUCGCGGUAUCAACUCCUCGAUUGCCGUUUGGCAAGACGUCUCCGGGAAGGCGAAGGAGAAGGCCAUCGCUCUUGGUGUUGCCGUUGGCUCUGGCUACCUGUACGAAACGACCUUCGAGAAGGAGGUGUACUCUGACCUUUACGGCGAACGUGGUGUCCUCAUGGGUGGCAUCCAAGGUCUCUUCUUGGCCCAAUACCAGGUUCUCCGCAAGAACGGUCACUCUCCUUCGGAAGCCUUCAACGAAACCGUUGAGGAGGCUACCCAAUCUCUGUACCCUUUGAUCGGCGAGAAGGGUAUGGACUACAUGUUCAAUGCCUGCUCCACGACCGCCCGUCGUGGUGCCCUCGACUGGGCACCCAUCUUCGAGAAGGCCAACGUCCCCAUCUUCGAGCAGCUGUACGAGAGCGUGCGGAAUGGCACUGAGACCCGCAAGUCUCUGGAGUUCAACGGCCGCUCGACCUACCGCGAGGACCUCAACAAGGAGCUCGAGGUCAUCAACAACCAAGAGAUCUGGCGUGCUGGCAAGGUCGUGCGGUCAUUGCGUCCCGACUACAAGCCUGAUUCAGAGUAA